Molecule: messenger RNA, 3462 nt
Organism: Ahaetulla prasina
Lineage: Eukaryota; Metazoa; Chordata; Lepidosauria; Squamata; Colubridae
Gene: BTBD19
Product: BTB domain containing 19
Exons: 8
Coding region: 149-1024 (291 amino acids)
Molecular function (GO): protein binding
Source: RefSeq, a predicted model, not a curated record
CCUUUCUCUGCAUUCCUGCCUUGCCGCUGAGGCUCCAGCCAGCCGUGUCGUUUCUCAGUAUCACCGCGCUUGCAAGCAAUAAACCAAAGCCAAGGAACCUCGGGCAAAGCCCCUGUGUUUGGCUGCCCUUCCCUGCCAGGGCCAACUUAUGGCCACUGCCUCUGGCUCAGUUCUUCUGCUGGGGGAUCCAUCUGCUUUUGCUGCCGCCCUCAAGACUCUCAUCAACAACCCCCAGUUCAGUGAUGUAACUUUUCUGGUUGGCAAAGAGAAGCAGAAAGUCUUUGCCCAUCGCUGUCUACUCUCCACCCGCUGCCAAGUUUUCCAUGCAAUGCUAAGCCAGCCUGAUGAGAUGCAAGUCCCGCUGAUCCUGAAUCACAUGCAGCCAGAAGUGUUCCUUACAGUCAUUGAGUACCUGUACACCAAUGGUGUCACUCUCAGCAAUGUUACUGCCCUUGAGGUUUUGACUUCAUCCAUUCAAUAUGGGUUAAAUGACCUCAGAAAGCUAUGCAUUGAAUUCAUCAAAGACACACUAAAUGUGAACCAAGCAUGUGAGGCCUUUCAGGCAGCAGUGGCAUAUGGACUACUAGAUUUGCAAACAUAUUGCUUGGCCUUCAUUGAGAAUCAUACUCAGGAGGUGACCCAAACACGUGGGUUCUUGGAACUGUCAGAACAGGCAAUGCAAAUUAUUUUGCAGAGUGACUGUUUGACUAUUGACGAGGUGAAGCUGAUCCAUGCUGUACGAGAAUGGGCUCAUGUUGGCUCUGCUGUGCUUGAUAGGACUGUGCAUGACAUGGCACGAUCUGUGGUGCCACAGCUCCGUCUGGCUCUGCUGUCCCCAAGGGAACUGACCUUUCUGGAAGAAGAGAACAAAAAAGACCAGAUGAUUCCGGUAGAGAGUUUUGCUGAGGCCUGGAAAACCCAUGCUCUGUGGAAAAGGCGUGGGAUGCAACCCUCCUUGUGCCAGCGCCGGCGUGGCACAUUGCCUCGAGUCCAUCAUCGCCACCUUGACCCCCAGCAUAAGUGACAUGAUAUCCUUGGGAUGAGGGAGGAAGCAGCACUUUUCGUGCCCAGCCAAGGACCAGUUUGGUCUAGUGAUUAAGGUACCGGGCUAGAAACCAGAUCUAGUCCUGCCUUAAGCCUGAAAGCUGAUUGGAUGAUUUUGGGUCAAUCAUUCUCUCUCAGUCCAACCCACCUCACAGGGUUGUUGCUGUUGUGGGGAAAGUAGGAGGAGGAAGGAGUAUUAGGUAUGAUCACUACCUUGAGUUGCUUAUUUAAAAAAAACCCUUUCUAUGAUAUGAGCUGCUGCUUUUGGUUUUCCCUUGGAUGCUGUAUUAGGGUUUCCAACCUUGGCAACUCUAAGACAUGUGGACUUCAACUUCCAGAGUUCCUCAUCCCGCAAACCUGGCAAAGGAACUCUGGGAGUUGAAGUCCAUAAGUCUUAAAGUUGUCAAGGUUGGAAACCCCUGCUGUAUGUACAUAAUCGAGUCCAGAAUUUGGGGGUGACCUGCUCCUUCCAGCCAAGGUGAACAAUUUUAUUUUUUUUAACAGAGCUUUUAAUCAUCAAGGAAACUUUUCAGCUUUGUGGCCAUUCCUUGUAUUAAUUCCUCCACUUUAACCUAUUUGCCUCCAUUUGCUAUUAAAGAUGGCGCUGCCUUGUCUUCCUCACUAUUUCUUCUUUUCCUUUUGAAUAGCUAUACUCCAGUCAUGGGGCCCAUCCCACCAGCUCUUUGUUGUACCUAUUAAAUAUUUGCCUUCCUGUCUGAAGAACACUGUACAAUCCUUUUGCAAACACAUGCCAACCAUUUUAGAGUGAUUACGCUGGGGAGAGUGAUUUUGUAACAAUCUGAACCCUAGCUGAAAAUGCUUGACCUCUUGAUCAGACUACUGCCCUUUCCCUUUAUAGAAACAUUUUUUUAUACGGACCCUUUUGUGUGGAGCAUCUAAUGGUUCACAUAAGCAGCACUAAAAGCAAACUAUUGAUUUAUCAUUGUGUGUGAGUUUUCUUUUUAAAGACCCAAGUUUUUUUUUCUAAUUGCCAGAUUAGAAGCAACUACCUUGCUGCGCUGUCUCUUGCAAAACAGCUUUGUAGACAUGCGCAUACUGCAGGGGUCAAGGUAACCUGACCAACUAAAUGAUUUGUCCCACGAGCAUGCAUCAAAGUGAAUCAGAUCUGACUCUGCUGUGGCUAUUAACAUCAUGUAUCUCCUGUUCCAAUCAAGUAAAUGCCAGAUACCCAGGCUGCUUUGGAUGGAGAUCCAGGCCCCGCCUAGAUUUGUUUGUUUGAGUGCCUGGUUGCUAGGUAGGUCAAUGACUUGGAGAAUACAGAAGAACGAAACCUCCCAUUUACCCUGUUGCAAUAUAUUGAAUCACCUGGUUCAGGCAUUGCUAAUAUCAGCUUCUCCUGUGUGUGAAAAUGAGAGUGGGAGUAAGAUUAGCCAAUAGUGCAUGGAUAAUACAGUUAUGUGGGGACGCGGUGGCUUAGUGGCUAAGACGCUGAGCUUGUCGAUCGAAAGGUCGGCAGUUCAGCGGUUCAAAUCCCUAGUCCUACGUAACAGGGUGAGCUCCCAUUACUUGUCCCAGCUUCUGCCAACCUAGCAGUUCGAAAGCACAUAAAAAUGCAAGUAGAAAAAAUAGGGACCACCUUUGGUGGGAAGGUAACAGCGUUCUGUGUGCCUUUGGCAUUUAGUCAUGCCGGCCACAUGACCAUGGAGAUGUCUUUGGACGGCACUGGCUCUUCGGCUUUGAAAUAGAGAUGAGCACUGCCCCUAGAGUCGGGAACGACUAGCACAUAUGUGCGAGGGGAACCUGUACCUUUACCUUAAUGCAGUUAUGAUCUAAAAUAGCAAAUAUUUUGCAAACAAGCAAACCAAGAUCCACAUUUGAUGAGCAUUGUGUGAUUUCUAAAAAUGGUAAAUGUAAUUGUUUAUGAGGCAGAGGUAUUUAGAACAGACUGGCCUUAUGGGGUUAUAUAUUACAUUUUGUUUCUUGCCAUGAUCUGAAUUCAAACUGCCCUGUGUCCUUGGCUUCAUUUGCCAUUUUGGAAGUAAGGUAGAAAAUGCCUAUUAUGCUAUGAUAUUUUAUGUGUGAUUCCAAAAUACGUGUAUUUAAUUCUCAAAACAAACCUUAACAAGUGCAUUAUAUAAAAAGCUAGGAAGACAUAAGACCUUUCAAACACUGAAAAUAUUUGAAACUAGUGUAAGUGUAGUAUAAGUAUAACUAACAAAAAGUAUAGAAUAGCUUCAUAUAGCUAUACAGAAUUAAGUCCUUUUGUUAAUAGAUCACAUCUGUUCUAAUAGAAAAUUCUCUAAUUUGUACCCUUUUAUUUAUUCAAGUGGAAAAUCCAUUGAAUUAAUAAAUAUGCUCCCAUAUUGUUGUUUCUUACGUCAAUUAUGCAAGUCAGAGUACAUUUGAAUUUGGUUUUCCUAUUUGUUUUGUUUUUAAUUAACACUCUAAUGGAUUAGC